GCUCUGGUCAAUCAUCCUGCUCAAUCUCUGGCGUCAUCCCUGCUCUUGCUGCUACUCUGAGUGUCCGUGCUAUCCCAAUCAGCCUACCAGUUCAGCGAGCCAGCAUGCCAAUGUACUUGCCGUUUUUCAUUGAAGAAUGCGCCAUUUGCGAUGGAAUGAAUGGGUCCGGAAUGGGUCCGGAAUGGGCCAGCUCCCGCACCUGCAUCUGGCUCGCAUAGUGGAUCUCGAAUGCGAUGCUGGCCAACAAACUCUCCGAGAUGAGCCGAUGUCAAAUCUCUGCAUCUCGCCUUCCUGUUUGCUGACUUGCUCCUGCCACGAACCACACCAUGCGGCCGUACGAGCCCAUCCUCAUCCUGGUCGUUGUUGCUCAUCUCCUGGCCAGGCAGGCCUGUGCCGAGGUCCAGACUCUCGACGGCUCGAUGAAUAACCCCAGCAAUCCGCUCUGGGGCGCUGUCAAUACAACGAUGCUCCGGCUCAUGGCUCCUGCCUUCGAGGGCUUGGCUGGCCAGCCUGCAGGAAGCGACAGAGCCAACGCAAGAAAUAUCUCCAACCAGCUGUUCGUCUCCAACCACGCAAGCCUCCUGUCGGCAUGGUCGACACCGUGGCUCUCCGCCUGGGGCAUGUUUGUCGCCCAGGAUAUCGGCGGGAUCUAUCCGAGCUCCAGCUUCUUCAACAUCACGGUUCCCACAGGCGAUGCGUACUUUGACCGUUACGCCUCUGGCACCCAAGUCAUUCCGAUGCGCCGAGCCGUCCUUGGUGCCGCUGACCCUCGCCAGCAGGGCGCUGCCACGCCGCUGAACAGCCGAUCGUCCUUUCUGGACGGCUCGUCGCUCUAUGGGCAGACCACGGCAGAACUGAGCGCCAUUCGAGCCGGAACCGGCGGCCUACUCAUCACAGACAAUCACCCUGUGGCCGGGAUCAUCCCACCGAUUAACGCAACCUCGGGGUUGCUCCAGUUCUCUCGAGCAGCCCUAAAUGUUGCCCCACACUCGGUCCUGGUUCAUCUAGCACUCUGGCGUGAGCACAACCGCUUUGCGCGCACUCUCAACCAGAGCUGGUCGGAUGAAGAGCUCUUUCAGUAUACCCGACGCUAUAUAAUCGCCCUGAUCCAGCAAAUCACCUAUUCGCAGUAUCUCCCUCCGCUCCUCGGCUACGGCCUUCCAGCCUACUCCGGAUACAACAGCUCGGUCAAUCCCAACGUCGAUGUAUAUUUCAUCGCGGCCGCGUUUCGCUAUGGUCACUCGCUGAUCAAUGACGCGCUGCUGAAUGUGAAUGCUGAUAACCAAAUAGUCGGUCUGCUGGAGAUUAGCAGCACAUUCUUCAGCAUCCAGUGGUUACUGGAUUCCGGACCCGAGGGAUACAUUCGGGGAAUGAUCACCCAGUCCGAGAAGCUUGCCAAUGCCAAGUAUGCCAAUGCCCUGCGCAACAGCUUGCCACUCAGCGGCAACCAAGGCUACGAUCUCGCUGCUAUUGACAUCCAACGGGGCAGGGAAUUCGGGCUGCCCGACUACAAUACCGCGAGACAGUACUUUGAUCUGGCACCAGCGAGCUCGUUUGAGAGCAUGGGCAACAACAACUCGGCCACCGCCGCGUUACUGGCAUCACUCUUUCCGAGCGUGAACAGCGUUGAUGCGGUUGUUGGUGGGCUGCUCGAAGCAACGUAUGAUGGCGGUGCCAUUGGCGCUCUCUCCAAGGCAUCCAUCCUGGACCAGUUCACAAGACUCAGAUCAGGCGAUCGCUUCUUCUACUUGAACCCCGGUGUUCUCGAUGCCUUCCAAGCCUCGCAGGUUCAAGGAAUGAGUCUUGGGACGCUGCUCCAACUCAACUUCAAUCUAACAAACGUGCCAUACAAUCCAUGUGUUCUUUCCCCGAGCUCAAUCGAUGCGGUUAUGGACCUUGACAGCACGAAAAAAAGCACGAUAUACCUGACCCCGCAGUUUGCUUUGCAGUGGAUCGUCAUGAACAAUGAAUCCAUCACGUUCACGAUGAAUUAUUCUGGAGGCGGAUGGUUUGCCUUUGGUCUUGGGAGCACCAUGAGCGGAGCCGACAUAUAUUAUGCCACCUAUCUAAAUGGAUCUCUCACGGUCGUCGAUGCCGUCGCCAAGGACUUUGGCAUGCCUGUUCCGGAUACGCAAGUCGGUGGAUACAACAACAUCUACAACGUCACUACAGCGAUAGGAGGCUCGAUGGCGUCUGUGACAUUUACACGACCUCUCCUCACCAACGAUACACUCAACGACGUGAACAUCACAUCCAGAAACAUGCCAGUCAUCUUUGCAUAUUCGAGUGCCACGGCUCCCUCCUACCAUGGACCCAACAGGGGAUAUGCCCUCAUCAACUUUUUGAACACCUCGCUCGAUAUCGAUGUGUGCGAUAGCGAGGAUGAUGAUGAUUCAACUUCCAAGUCGCUUCUCAUCAUUCAUGGAGCCGUCAUGGCUGUGGCCUUUGGAUUUAUGUAUCCCAUUGGAAUUAUCAUUGUCAAAUAUGACCCAAACAUUAGCCGAGGCAUCAGGGUUCAUAGAGAAACUAUGGAGCUCGUCUCUUCAUUUACCCUCCACACCGCGAUCAUAGCCAUCGCCGGCUCAUUCUCAGGAGGAGACAUGAACACCCAUGUAAUCUUGGGCUUCACUAUUGCGGGACUUAUCGUCGUUGUCCAAGUUUUGGGCGCCUUUGUUGUUCAUACCAAAAAGUAUGCCGCCAUGAUCAAAUACUCGGCCUGGAUUCGGUUGAUCCACCGAUACUCUGGCGCAAUCACAUACACGAUGGGAGCGGUCAACUGCGUGUUUGGAAUUCAGCUACUAUGGGAAGACCUAGGCAUCCCACAUCUUGGCUUUGUUGCGUGGAUAUUCGUUGGAUGGAUGAUUCUUGUGACUCUUGUCAUCAUUGGUGGCUCGCGCUUGUUUAGAUUCCACAAUCGCGGAGGCUGCCCCCCGUCAUUUGAUCCUAACAAAUGGAGUGCUCUUCCGGUGUUGACCUGGAACGAGUUCCAUCAAAAAAUCGGAAAGGGUGAGAAGUGGCUCGUGGUCGAGGACAUCAUAUACGACAUCAAGGCUAUCGAAACAACACAUCCUGGUGGACAACAAGUAUUGUACUUUUACCUCGGAAUGGAUGCCACCGAUCCUUACUCUGGAAAGAAGACGCACCCCGACAUCCCUGCCCUUCCUGCACAUAAUCACUCCAAGCUGGCGAAGGUGGUGCUGUACGAGGCCGCCGUCGGACGUAUCGUGGCGAAAAAGGAGCCCGCAAGCUCGAGAUCAUUAUCGACAACCAAGACCGAUCUUGAAAAGGACUUUGGAAAACCGGGGUUGGGCCUAUCGAUAUGGCAGUACAACCAUUUUUCCAUCACCGGCAACGAGCUUGUCACGGGAGAAGGCGCAAAGAACCCCGUCUACCGCAUUACGGUGGCGCUGGAAUCUUCGAACGAGGAAGCUCGGUUCCUACCCUAUCAGUACGUCUGGCUCCAAUUCGUUACGGACCAGGGCCAGGUUGUGACGCGGGCAUACACGCCAGUGAAGGUUGUCAACACAGGCCGGAUUUCAUUCUACAUCAAGUUUUAUUCGGACGGAAAGAUGUCCAACUAUCUGAGCACCGCAAAAUAUGUUCGUAUGCGUGGCCCCAUCGACGAUCUCAAGCUUGUUCGGUUAAUGUGCCCCGGGGCGGCCCAUGGCUGUUUCGAGCAGCUUGCCUUGAUUGCUGGCGGAUCUGGGUUGACACCCAUGCUGCUGCUGGCCGACUACUACUUUCACACGGCGCCACGGCGUCCAGAUGGAAAGUUUGUGGUUCCCAUCAAGCUCUUCCACAUCAACUCCUCCCAAGCAGACGCCUUUGCCGACGAAGAACUCAAUCAUCUCGAGCGAGUCUCCAACGGCAUGAUCCAAUGCUUUCGUCUGUAUCGCUCUUCGAGCAGCGCCACACACGCCGAGCAUGUGUCACACGUUAUGGCGGAGGUUCUUCGCCACCUUCCUCCUCCCCCAAAGGAAAGCGAGCAAAAAGUGAUUCGCAAGCUCGAAAAGACCAAGAGGGUGAUAAUUCCAAGGGAGAAGAAAAGCCCAUCUCGAACCGCCAUGGAUCUCGCCCAGAGUGUCAAGAAGCUAUGGAUCCAGGCCGAGCCAAAGGACAUGUCCCGCUCACCGAGUACAGAGCCGCCGACUGAAACUGGCCUUGAACCAAGACAGGCCCACAUUGUCGGAACAAGGAUUGUUGUGUGCGGUCCACCAUCGAUGAACGAGUCUAUCGCCACGGAGCUGGAGGAAGCCGGGUACAUUGAUGAAAUGGUGAUUGUGCUCUGACCGUGUCUAGAAGCGCUUGGCUGUGACAUCCUGUCUCCUUGGACGCGCAAUAUAGUCCUUCUGUUGCUUCCAGCUCGAUGGCGGGGCGCCCACCACGUCUCCAGCCG
Messenger RNA from Polychytrium aggregatum, 4396 nucleotides. Its product is annotated as heme peroxidase. Gene Ontology annotation, molecular function: peroxidase activity; heme binding. The transcript is spliced from 12 exons. Gene Ontology annotation, biological process: response to oxidative stress. The coding region runs from base 327 to 4289 and encodes 1320 amino acids. The record is from RefSeq and is a predicted model, not a curated record. Lineage: Eukaryota; Fungi; Chytridiomycota; Chytridiomycetes; Polychytriales.